GCAGAUAAAACUUAUGUUAACGAUGAGUUAGAGAAGAAAGCAAAUAAGACUCAUACACAUACAAGUUUUACAACUGUUGCUAUAGAAAGUAUUGAAGGAACGGUUGAAGAAACUGGUGGGGAUGCAUUAUAUUGUAAACCUCCUAACUUUCCACAAGGUUUAACAUCGGAUGACGACAUAACGACGAUGAGAAACAUUAGAUGUAAAGAUGUUUAUGUCAUGAAGGAUGAACAUAAUAUUAAAUUCACUGCUCAAGAUUUAUAUGACAAGAAAGCAGACAAAACAGAGCUUCAAACAUUAAAGACAGAAAUACUUCAAACAUUAUAUCCUAUAGGCUCUAUUUAUACGUCAAUGAACUCUACCAGACCAGAAGGAGUACUUGGUUUUGGAACUUGGACUCAAAUAGUCGACAGGUUUUUGUAUUGUGCAAACUCUUCAAAGGAAACAGGUGGAAGUAAAACGAUUUCAGGUGAAAACUUACCUGCACACAGUCACUACAUAGAUUUAAGUACAUCUCAAGCAGGUUGGCAUAAGCAUAAAUUUUGGGAUUGGUCAGCAAUGAAAAAAGGUAAAGGAUAUGAUGUGAAAGACGACGUUCAGUUUGCUAUAAAUUGUUUCUGGGGUAACACUCAGGGAGAUGGAAACCAUACACAUCGCGUUUCAGGGUAUACGCAAACAACGGGACAAAGUAAAGACUACAUGCCACCUUACAUGACAGUUUACGCAUGGUAUAGAAAUGCUUAG
Molecule: messenger RNA, 744 nt
Organism: Trichomonas vaginalis G3
Lineage: Eukaryota; Parabasalia; Trichomonadida; Trichomonadidae
Product: phage tail repeat-like family
Exons: 1
Source: RefSeq, a predicted model, not a curated record